AUGAUCCGUCCGGGCCAUCCACCUGCGGCCUCCCCCGUCUCCGGUCUUCUUGACUCUGUCUUGACACCGGGCCCAGGCGGGGGAGGAGGAGAGAGUGUAGGUAGAUGCUACGCAAGUCUACUGGCACUAUAAACCCCUGCGUAAGUCACCGUCCCUGCUCCCACAAUGCAGUCUGUGGGGCACACGGUGGUCAUCGUCGAAAUCGACGGACGAACUGUCGUGGGUGUUGAGUCGCGUUGUAGUGAGCGAGGGGUUAUGAAAAAAGAAAAAUUCAGACACAAUUGGUCGCCCUUCCCCCCACCCCCCUCAUUGUUGCGUUAUAUGAACCGCCGUCUAUGCUACCGGCUGGAGAAAUACUAGAAGCGUCGUGUAUGGAACUCGCAAGGCUAGUCUACGCGUCAUCUUAUCAUCUGUUUUGUUGGGAAUGAGGAAAAAAUAUGUUGGAUAUUAUAUUGCGCGAUUAAGAUGGUCUGGAAAUUUAUAAAACUGGAAGCCACUUUUGUUUCCCAAUAGAGGCGAAUACGCAACUUAAAACGACUUAGCGAAUAGUGAUAGAAUAGUAUAAAACUUGGAAAUUUAUUGAUAAGAUCUCAAGCGAUGUAGAGGCGAAAUAAGUCUUGUUUAAGUUACUUUUGGUGAAAUUAAAGUCUUAUCUUAAUGACCGGCUUUAAAUGAGAAUAUUCUCCUUUUUAUGGUUUGCAAAAUUAACAAUAUUGUUCAAAUCAACUGCUUAAUUUUAUGAACCUCAUGCGGUCUCCUCUUCACACCGUAGAGAAAUGCAUGCAAUAUUGUUAAAUUUACAAGCCACAUUCGUAAAUGCAGAUACGUGACGUUUAAUGAACGGCCAUUUAACGGUAUUAAAAAUCUCACAUAUAGUAUCUUUUUUAAAACCGAAUAUAAUCUUCUUCCGAGUAUAAAAUCGGAAGAAGACGUGAUUUUCUACCGAAUAAGUAAAAUAAUGACUAUUUUUAUGCAUGUUUUCCAUGAAAUAUAAUUGAAUUUUCAAGGGCAUCGAAAAUCAAUGAAAAAUUGCAUGCUACAUAAGUGGUCAUUUUUUGCAGAUCUUGCAUGCAGCCGAAAAUAAGUUCUUUCGAAAGCCGACACCCUGUGGUAACUGAAUCAUUAUAGAUUUAUGCUGCAUCAUGAUUAGUUUUACAACACUACUAAUUUAUCUUUUCAAAACGAGAACGCAUUUCGAAAUUUCGGUUGACAUUUCAUGAGUUAGCACAUCUACUGUAUGCUUGCAAUCCAGUUCGAUAGAUUUGGAUCGACCAUUGUCAGGUGGCUCCCUUCAACGGUUCCAGAACGAACUCCUGAACAAGCACAUUCUUUUGUGUAUUCGGGUGGAAUAGGCUUCCAGUCAAUCCCUUUUAAAGCUUGAUUGUCAGUGCGUAGACUGGUUGAUGUUGGCUACUAGGCCGGGAGGCUACGGCUCAGUCUCCUGUUUCUGGGUCGAUAAUCGCGAUCUGCACAUAUACGUGUGAAAGAAGACUAUUGGCGAGGACAAGGGGGAACAGAAUGACAAUUUCCGACUUAUUGGCCGUCGUAUAUACGCAUUUGAACAUAUUUGAACAUCGCAAGCGACAGGACGCCCCAGCUCGUGGUUCAGUGGGUCAUAGUUUGACCCAACGACUGAAGAACCUGAGUGUGAAUCCCAGGUGAUCCAGAAAUCCGCGGUUGGGAAGGGAUGGCUGGUGACGGUUGAUGGGCAAAAAUGAUCAUUCCAGUUUCUUAUGUCUUUUCAGGCACACGUUUUACCAUAUGUGCUUAUAUCAACUUCUUCUAUCGAUAUUAUUUCUUUCUGCAGAACCCUAUUCCAGCCUCAAAAACAAGGGAGGUAGGCAUGUCCUGCAAUCCGAUCGGCAAAAGCACCUCCAGCAUGAUUAAUAUUCCCGAUCUUUAUUGACAGGCCAACGAGCCCAUGACUCAGAUGGUAGAGCAUUGGGCACAAUAACGCUUGAUGGCUAGAGAAAAGUCAGUUUGAAUUUAAGGUGCUCCCAGGUUCGGGUAUGGCUGACGGACGAUGAUGAAUGAGGCAGAAAUGGCCACCCAAUCUCCCUUUUCCUUUUCCGGUAAGCCCCUCCCCGCCUACUCGUGCUUGCAAGGCUCUCGGCCAGGCUCUAAUGCACAAAGGAAUGAUUAUGUACCGGAACCCGAUAUGCAAACGCACUUUCAGCAUACGAAUAAAUAUAACAACACCAGCGAAAACUUUACAUCCAGAUAAAUUAUACACAUGUUUGGAAAAUAGGAGGUUGGUCGGAAAGAGCGAGUUUUUUAAUGAAUUUCUAAGCAGGCUACACGAAACUGUUGGCAGACUUUGUGAAUAUCAAGAGGUAAUACUAUCCUGCCUAUAUAACGCGUCACUGUGCGGCUGCUGGCGGGGCUCGAAAGAGAUCUCCAAGGCACAAUGGGACGAGUGAGUUCGCAACACAACGGGUGAGCGCCCUCUAUACCAUUGUAUAUUCUCGGUCGCAACCGACGGGGCAAGGAGCCGGUGGCAAAGCGGUUAGAGGCGUUGGACUUCUAACUAACGGGUCUCGGGAUCGAUCCCCAGGUGUCCCACACUUCCGGACUGGGCAUGACUGGCUGACGAUGGCUGAUAAGCCAGAAAUGGUCAUUCCAGUCUCCCUUGUCCUUGUCGGUACUGCUAUUCUUUCUCAAAAAUUCGCCAUUCCCUCUUUAACGGAACUAACCGUAAACAAAAUACCUAAACAUUUCUCCACCUCCAGCACCUAUGACAACGCUACAUUCACACCAUCAUAUAUACGGCUGCCUGUCGAUAUAACUUCUGUGCCUCCAAAUGUUCUAUGCUAUAAUUUUAGCGGACGAAGUGUUUGUUUAAACGGCUAGACCAUUUACGAGAGUAACGAGACUUUUCCGGAAGGCCACCUAUAUUUCUUUAGAGGCUCUCUGAACGCGUGUUACCUCAAGUGUGCAUGCAUCUGUAUAUCCAUAUAUAUAUGUGUGGAAGAAGAAGGUAAGGCAAUCUCUGGGGAGGGAAACUUAAUUAUCUGAAGUCUCAUACUCGUAAUCGAACACAUCAUCGGAGGUAGACAAAAUGACAAAUGCAUGGUUCAAAUAGGUCCUUCGGCGUCACUCCCAAUAGGUCCAUCCCACUCUAUUCUUACUGGCUCUCCUCUCGCGUGAAAAUGGAGCCCGACGGCCUCAUAUGGCGCUGGUAUGUCGAUACUGCGGUUGAUCGAAAUGGCUUGACUAAGCGGCGGAUAGUGACCUUCGGCCAAUGCCCAACACUCACGCUUAGCGGUCUUAGCAUGUAGGGCAGAACACGGAAGAUCUCAGGUCUUUGUUCUUGUUCACGGUUGGUCUUCGUUUUUCUUUGGCAUAAGCAUUUGUUUACAAAGCUUCGAAGAAAUACAUUGGCAAGGAAGAGGUUCCAUAGGGGCUUUACGCACCCGAAAUUACUCGACUUCUGUGCUGCAGUGUGUGUUGAUGAAGCGAAAAAAGUGUCCGGAGGCAACUACGUUUAUGCGACAGGGGAUAGUUGCUGUUACAGUAAAGAAUUUUCUCCGUCACUCACGUAAGAUAAGGCACGGAAGAUUUCAGGUUUUUGUUUUUGUCCACCGUCGGCCUUCGUGUGCCUUUGAUACAGGCAUUUGUUUAUGACACUACGUGGGUACCCAUUAGAGAGAAAAAGACGACAUAGGGAUUUACGCUUUCGCAGCUUUCCAUCCUCUGUGCUGCAGUGUGUGUUGAUGCGUAGGAAGAGUGCCCGCACGCAACUGCGCUUAUGCGACAAGGGGUGGUUACUGCUGUAAUGGAGGAUUUUUGCCGUAUCAGUCGCCUUUCGAAAGACACCAAGCUGGAGGGCUCCGUCUUCUUGUCUCGACUCCUGGACAUCCAGAAAAAGGAUUUCUUUGCCCAUUUUUUCCUCCAUUGUGAACGGAAUUUGGGGAAAAAUUGAGUUCAAUUUCCUUUAGAAGGUUUUUUGCGUCUCGACGUAGGAUGACAAAGGUUUCAUCCACAUAGCACAUCCAAACCUUCGGCUUGUAGGACUGAAAUACGCGAGCUUCCAGUUCCUGCAUGACCGCUUCAGCCAGGUAGCCGGAAAUCGGGGAUCCCCUUGGGGCUCCCUGGAUUUUCUCCCAAAUAUGCCCAUUAAAAGUGAAGUAUGUGGGUAUGCAGUAGUCCAGUAGUUUCAUCGCGUGCUUCCUCUUAAAAGGGUUUCUCUCUCUUCUUCGUACCUUCUCUCUACUUGGUCAUCGACAACACUUAUGGCUAAUUCUUUAGGUAUGGAGGUGAAUAGAGUCACGACGUCAAACGAUACCAUUAUCUCGUCGGGGGGCUAUUAUAACGCCUUUGAGUUUUUCCAAGAAGUGUGUUGCAGAUACGGUUGUAUGCUUUGAGCCGUCCGUCAGCCUCUUUGAAUGCUUGACGAGCCAUUUAGCCGGCCCGUAGGCGUGCCUUUCAGCGCCACUAUGUGCAUAUGUACAGUACCUGUGCUAACUCAUGAAAUGCCGAGGUCAAAAUUAUAGUGGAAACUGUAGCGUAUUUUUGGUGUUGUGAUUUGUGUUUAUUUAGUUGAAAUAAGGACAAAAAGGCCGUUUGCUGAAGGAAAGUUUGAUACGGAUCUGUAUAUUAAUUAGAAAACGGGCUGAAUUUGGGCGAAAUCGGAGGAUUCCUGAUAUUCAUGCAGUUUCCUACGCUAAUAAAGAUUUCGGAUCGAAAUUCUUUGUUUCACCUUAUUAAUCUGUUUAAGAAGAUUAAUGAAAGGAAGAAAGUUUUUAAUAAACUUUCGUACAAAAAUAAAAAAUUAAAUUUCAAUAUCAAGAAAAUCAGGGAAAUGCAGAUAAAUUAUUUCUUAUUUUGUUCAGGAAAUAAGGUGCCAUUCUUCAUCUAAAAAUUCUAUUUUACAAAUCCGUAAAGUUUUAUGUUUCAAAAUACCGAAAUAAAAAUUUUUGUCAGUUUGAUUGUUUUACCAGACCGAAAAUGCGUAUCGUAAAAGAAUAUAUAUUGAGUUCGCGCGACAUGCCGUCACUUUUCUCUAUCACGCCAAACGAUACCCAUGUCUAAACAAUACUUGUCCGAAGUUGACUUCCAGCGGAUUAGAAAAUUAGCGGCGGAGGGAAGCCCGUAUGAGUCGUUAGCUAGUAUUUUCAAUAUUAGUAAGGUCACUCUGUGGCGCAUUAUUAAUGAUAAAACUGUUCCUAGAAAUAAGAUAGGGUGACCCAAACGGUCCACAAGUAAGCAAGACGACGAUUUUAUUCGUCGUACAUUAAAAAAGUUUCAUUAUAUGUCCAUUGGGACCAUUCAACGGGAACAUCUGCCGAUGUUUUCUAUGAACACCAUUAGGAAAAGGAUGAAGGAAUUUGAACUGCAGCGGCGGAAGGCCAUGAUUAAGCCAUAUUUAAGUAGAAAAUUGAUUAGAGAACGGCUUUUAUUUGCUAAGAAUUAUAUUGAUUACAGAUCUUCAUUUCAAAAGAGCACUUUAUUCUGCGAUGAGGUUUUACUUUUAGACAAGCCUACAAAACCGCUCCAAACCGUCAUAUGUGGAAAGAACUUCCCAAGAGAACACAGUACACCGACGGCAACAUUCAAGAACUGUCGGCGGAUGAUGGUUUGGAUGGCGAUUAAAUUCGGUGAGCGGCCUGCCUAGCGGUCAACAUCCGGCACCAUCAACAGCAAGGUGUUUAUUGCAAUUGUCAAGGAUGCUUUCGGCUACAACGGCAUAAGUCGGCGCCGAAUGGAUACUGUAAUUUUGCACGACAAUGCACCUGUCCACCGCUCUAGAGAGGUACGAAUUUGAUGCCGCUUGCAAAUAUAAUCUAACAUUUUAGACAACAACCACCGUCUCUGCAAUUGGCCUCCAAACCAUUUUCAUCCCGGCCAACAGUUCCGAUUUGAAUCCUAUCGAAAAUCUUUUUGAAAUAGUCAAAAGAAAUUGGCACAAAGUUAAGGAGACUCUUUCAAUGCAGGAAGAAUUGGAUUUUAUACUCAAUAAUUACAUUUUACAAUCCACCAUAGAUAACCUCGUCAUGUCUAUGUCUGACAGACUUUCUGCCGUUAUUAAUUCAAAUGGACAUUCAACAAAGUACUGAUUUUUUGUAACUGUUUCUGUCCUUAAUUAUUUUUACCCUUUUAUGCGUCCUCCUCCUUUAUACGCCCUCAUACGUAGACUUUAUUAACUUGGUUGUAAUAUAGGCGUUUCUCGAAAAUGUGAAUUUUUUCGAAAAUUAUUUAUUUUUAUCUCAGUAAAUAAUAUUUUCUAAACCAAACUUUGCUUUAUUUCUUUGACACGUCUUUUAUUUUCCGCUAUCAGACUUUGGGAGCCGUUGUGUUUACCGAUUCUGCGUUAAAGUCGUUAAUCUGUGUUAAUUCAUGACAUUUCAUGAGUUAGCACAGGUACUGUAUAGUAUAUCAAAAAUGGGCUCACUGAUCGUUUUACGGGACAAACUCGUUCCGUUGUACCUUGAGGCUUAAUCUAUAGGUUUCAGAAGCAGACCCAAACGACCAACCUUACAUGUAAAUGGGGAUCACUGUCCUAGCAACGCCCGAUGAUCAGGGAACUCGGCUUCCAAUCGCAUAUCCUGUUAGAGAAGAAGGCCCGAGAAAUCCCCAAAGCUGACUGGCAUUGACCAUGGCGACCACUUCAAUGGCGUACGGACGGAGUCAGUGAUCGCUUUCGAGAGUAUGCGCGGAGACGGGGCAGAGGGUUCCGCCGACGGACAGUCUGUUUGUAUUUAUUAAUGAAAGCCCACACACGUCGACAAUUAUAACCAAAAUACACGUGGGAACAGCUGGCGCAAUAAAUGCCGCAAGUGACGUCAGUCUGUUAUUUUUCAGGACAGAUCGGCUGUCUUUUAGUAGUUUUUGAAUAUUACGCGGUUAUUACAUAGCAGCUGAAUGAUUUCAGUACAAGUAUUCCUUCCAACCUUUGGACCAGGCCUCAAAAGCUUUUUAAAGUAUUUUCUUCACAUUCACGAACUAAUUUUUGAGGAAAUCAAAAAGGGUAGCACUAUCAACUAGAAUAUAUGCUAGAAAUAUACCAGAAAUAUUCGAUGAACGGAAGCCCUUGCAUCUGCAUCCUGCAACGGCAUAAGGCUAGUGAAACACGCGUGUCAGGUCUUUUAGCUGUCAUUUGUGCUGAUGGUAGGAUAAGUCAUUCAGUAUUUGUAAGUAUUGGACCCCUUAGUUGGUAGGGGUUGGUUACGCUAUUCUAGUCUCAGGUGCAAGCACAAUGUCAGUAAAGUAAGCCGAAGGAGGAUGCUGAACUGGUUAGUGGAAACCCGCCAAGGCUAAAACGGAAAAGGGCAACCAGAUGUUUCGUUUUAGAGGUACGGUUAUUUUUAAGGUUUGGGUUAGUGUCAGGCUAAGAAUUGGGUUUAGGGUGAGGUUUGUGUCAGGUUUAAUGGUUUCGAUUGCAGUUUGGGUUUGCGUUCAGUGUUAGGUUUGAGGUUACUGAUAGUGUAAGGGUUAGGGUAACAUUAAAGUUAAGGUUAGGGUUGUGGUUAAGGUAGGACUUAGGGUUUGGAUUAGGGUUAAGUUGGGAGUUGGGAUUUGGGGUCAGGGUUAAGGUUAAGCUUACGGUUAGGGCUAGGUUUAUGGCUAGCGUUAGAUUUAUAAUUACGUUAAGGAUUGAGUUUACAUUUGAGGUUGCGAUUAGUUUUAUCGUCAUGUUUGGGGUAUCGCUGCCCCGAGUGUCCUGACAGCCAGGUCUUUUGCGGGAAUUCUGGGCCUGCUUUAAUUUUGCGGCAGAUUUGUCAAUCAUCCAUGGUCAGCGUUAGAUUUGUAAUUACGUUAAGGAUUAGGUUUACAUUUGAGGUUACGGUUAGGUAAAACGUCAUGUUUGGUGUAUCGCUGCCCCGCGUGUCCUGUCAGCCAGGUCCUUUGCGGGUAUUAUAGGCUUCCUUCAAUCUGGCGGCAGAUUUGUCUGUUUCGACCUCGGCCACUUGUCCCAUCAACGAUUUCAGCAUCCCCUUUCGGUUUACUUCACGUUCAUCGUCCACACUGCGCUUACACUUGGAACCAGCAAAGCGUAACUGAACCUUGCCCCUUUCUUUAAAUAACAUUGCGCACAGUGAGAAUGUUGCCAUGAGGGUGAUGCAGUUAGCAAACUGAUCUUUGGUAAUGCCUUUAACUUACUCUUACUUUUACUUACAAGAUGUUCUCCUGCGAGGUCGCUAAAUCUGAUUCGAAGAGGUCUCGCCGGCAGAAGAAUGAGGCCAACUCAUAUUUUUGUACGUAUGUGGACUUUGCAGACGAUAGCAGAUCUGUUCUACAAAUCUCUGUGUGUGUGGACGUAGGCACCUGCUUCUCUGACCGCCUCCGACAAAAAGAGCCGACUGCAUUACUUACUAGAGGAAACAGGGUAAAACCAAUAACCUCUGAAUUCUGACCACAGCAUACUUGUUGCACCGCCUAUUACUCGCCCUCACACACACACCAUUCUCUCGCCCUCUGGAAUUUUUAUUUUGCAUUUUUCAGGUCGCCAGCGCCAUUCCGGCAAGUCGUUCUGUUAAAUGUGAAGCCCCAGUCAUCCUUUGUGGCUUUUUUGCCUCAAUCAGUUUUCGCUUUUUUCCCACUCCAACGUUCCACCUGUUUUACGUUGGCUUGGCGACUUUAACAGUCGCUAGCAGCAGCAGCAGCAGCAGCGCAAUGCUGGUGCGAAUCUCCUCCGGCAGACAAAAGACAUUCCUGCGACCUGGGCACACAGUCCCAAAACUCUGCGUGACCGACGUAGAAUGCGUCCGACUUGCUGCUUCUGUUCCGAUCAAUUGGCCGCCUCCGCAGGCGUCGCAUAAUAUUCACAGCGCUCGACUUAAAUAAGCAGAACGCGGAAUGCAGCGUAAUUUUUCUGUAUUUCUGUGCACCGGGCAUCCGGACGAGAUCGGAAUAGGGGGGGCCUUAAUGGUCACAUAAUUGCUGAAAAUCACUACUUGCAGCUAUUAGGCAGACUGCGUUCUUAUACUUUGACGCGCCUGAAACGGUUUCGGGCACGAUUAGGGGGGCAGACUAAUAAUAGAACGCUAGAUGGAGCUGUGAACGCACUCAAAGCAGAAGAAGGGCCAUCGACAGGCGGUUGUUUUAUCAAGUUGAGGCGAAAGUUAUAUCCAUUUUUUACUGUAGAUGCUAAAGCGGCUUUGAAACAUUUUGUUUCCGGCACGAAGCCGAAGCAAGUAUGCAAGGCAGGAUGUAUUGAUACCAAAAAAUCUCGCGACGGUUCGUCAGCUGCAUCCUGUCGCUUCAUAACAUAGAUAACGAGUGAGAUGAAUACAGCGGUUUAAAUUCGUGCAGCAAAUCAAUGCAGAAACAACAAGGCCAUAGUUUUGGGCAAUGCCCGCUAAUCGAUAAAAUUAGUAACUCAAACACAGUAUGGGAAAAAUAGUGGAAAUAAGCGUCAAGGAGCGAAAAGAAAAGGGAGGUGAAAAUCAUGGAGCUAAAGGCUGCCAUUGCAAAGUUACGCUAACCACAUCUUCUAACCGCUUGCAAAGAUCUGGUCUCACCUGUCAAAUAUAGGCUGCCUCCAGGUAACGCAAUGUCCGAGUUUUUCGUUCCCGAACAAGUACUCAGAAGGAUGCAUUAGGGUCGACGGAGUGACCACUAGCAAGCAGGUGUUUUGUAAUAGGGGAACGCGGGAUUUCGUUUUCUUGCUUGAGAAGCCAUCUGGGCAGGUGCCAAAUACACCUGACUGUCAACUGCCUUUGCGCUCGCCCAGUGAACUUCCAUCCGCAAGUGCAUGUAAAUUCGUAAGCACAAUUUGAUCUAGCGGGCAUUGGCAAGACAAAAAUUAUUAAAACAGCACCCCCACCCUUAGCAAUUGUUAAGUUUCCGGAAGGGCUUUUGCAACUGAGGUGCCGAGUAACGAAAGGAAAAAACGGGUUUAUUAAAAUAUUACCUGUCUAUGAUGCGUAAUAUUAGCCUUCUUAUUAAUGUUUACCCCUGGUUACGCAAACUUUUUAAUGAAAUUUAUUGCAGGCUUAAUUCCAUAUCAAGAUCAAAUGAAUGCAAUAUUAAACGUGUUUUGCUUUAUGGGGUGCUACCGCAUGAGCUGCCUGAAGAGGAAGACCAACGACGCGACACCCGUUGUGAGUCUUUGCUUACACGAAACUACUAAACAGGAUUGCUGCCAGGAGCAAAAAUAUACAGUGGGUGGAUUAAAUCAUGCAAUGUCAACCGAAAUUCCGAAAUGCGUUUUCGUCUCGGAAAGAUUUAUUAAGUAGCGUUGUAAAACUAGUCAGCCUACUUUAUCAUUAUAUAAUAUUUCAGUUGCCUCAUGAUGCCGGCUUUCAAACGAACUCCCUUCCGGCAGCAUGCAAAAACUACACUUUGUAAAAAAUGACUACUUAAGCAGCAUGAAUUUUUCUUAUUGAUUUUCGGUGCCCCUAAAAGUCCAAUUAUAUUUCAUGCGAAGCAUGCACAAAAAUAUUUAUUCUUUUGCUCAUUCGGUCGAUAAUUACGUUUUUUUUAAUUUUAUGCUCGAAAGAGGAACACAAUUCUGUUUCAAAAAAGUUUAUAAUUGUGGGACUUUCAAAUACGGUUAAACGGCGUUUAUAAAUCGUCAUAUCUUUGUAUUGACCAAUGUUGCUUGUAAAGUUAACAAUAUAGAUCAAAUCCACUGCUUAAUUUUAUGAACCCUAUAUGGCCUACCUUUAUUGCCGUAGAGGAAUGUGUGUUUUUUCAUAUGAGGAAAAUAUACGGCUUGUAGUUCGGAAAUCUUGAAUUCAAGUGUGACGGAAGAGCGGGUUCACAAUUAUUCGGGAAUUGGAAAACUUCUCAAAACCGAAUUAUGUCCCUCUUUUGAACAUAAAAUUAGGAGAUGACGUAGUUUUCUACCGAAUGACCAAAUAAAUUAAUAUUUUGAUUCAUGUUUUCCAUGAAAUAUAAUAGCACUGUUAGGGGCAUCGAAAAUCAGUGAUAAAAAUUCGUGCUGCUUAAGAAGUAUUUUUUUACAGAGUGUAGUUUUUGCAUACGGUCGGAAGGAAGUUCAUUCCAAGCCGGCAUCCUGAGGUAACUGAAAUAUUAUAAAAUUAUGUUGCAUAUUGACUAGUUUUAUAACCAUACUUAAUUAAUCUUUUCUAGACGAAAACGCUUUUCGGAAUUUCGGUUGACAUUUCAUGAAUUAGCCCACCUACUGUAUUUCUAACCACGGUGCUGGACAUCAUCGUUAGACGAUCAGUUGUGGGUACCGACCAGUUCAGGAACCAAGAUAAGGUCUUGAUCUUAAAUGGAUCCCGCUGAGUGCAUGGUGGGAUAUCCAAGGCGUCAUGCACUGCAAACUGUUAGAUAAUUAUAAGCCUGUCAGCACUUGUGUUAUUACUAAAAUGCCCCCCUAAAAUGGGCCACGCGGUAAAUGCUCUGGACCAACACGGGGACUAGGUCAGGGUCCAGUAGGCGUUAUCGGGUAUGCGCGCAGUUCGGGGUGUGGUGGCAGGUCCAGUUGCAGGUCCAUGCACGCCAAUUUGGAUCCAUGUCGCCCCCUGUGGUUGUCGUUGUCGUUUGUUAAAAUCCUGGUCAAGUAUUUUUUGUAGAUCAGGGAGUAUGAUGGUAUGCCUAAGUGCGGGUUUAGGCCAUGCCAACCGCUAUCGCCCCCUCCACUUGCUGCCUUAUUGACUCUGUCUCUAAACAGCAUCCUGGUGGAGAGCGGAAGAGAGCGUUGUAGAUGCAGCGCAAGUCGUCCUUACUCUCACCUUGCUGUGGACCACAAGGUGGACAUCCUCGAAAUCCACGGUUGAACUUCUGUAUUACCAACAGUCUCGCCGUUCAAAGGCUGAUUUAAACAAAGGAAAGAAUCACCUUACAAUACGACACUCUCUGCCUCCACACUAUAAUUUUGCUAACGAUUAACUACAGGAGGUUGUCAGGGUAAAAUACUGCACCUCGUUAUUCUCCCAAAAUUAUCGCCAUCGGAUUUCAAUUUGUGUAUUCAUUUGCAGUACCACUUCCCUAGACAGCGAUUAGCAACACGAUGGAAGUUUUAAAACAAUUUAGCUCCUCAUUUUUCAUCAAAAUUAAGGGACGUUUUCUAUUGGAAGCACUUGAGGAUUAUUUUCUACCGCAUAUAUCAGUGAGUAUCGUUUUUGAUGUUCAGUGUCUAGAAUGAGAGCGGAGUGAAUAUUAGUUCCAACCGAAUACUUCAGUCGUCAGCUUGACAGCGUGCGUGGUUGGUAGGUAAGAGAUAUAUGGCCACGAACGCAAUGAGGAACUGUCUGGGUUUCUACGGGGUCAGAUAUUAGAAUCUGUGCGAGAGAAUAAGAUGUGAGGAAAUCAACGUCGGCAUUUUGCAGUCAACGAAGUGUGGUCUUACCAUAGCAGCCAUGUGGGAAACCGCUGAUGCAGAUAACAGGAGUCGGCUCGGUCAGCGGUGGGCGUGCUAUUGGCCAAGUUACACGCAAGCCUGAAUUGGGCUUUUCCGCGCGUAGACGUCUGGGUCCUACGCAUUCAUCUCUUAUUCAUUAAGCGUGCAUACAGACCAAUUGCCUAACUAAAAAGAUGAAUGGCGGAUAGAAAUGGUUUUCUUGCAUUCUCCGGAGUCCCGGAAUGCCAAUCCCUUAUUUUUUGCAGGGAGUGGUCUACUCCUGUCAGCUAACGAAAGGCGGAUGACUCGGGUCUAGGCCAACAAUCAGAUUUCCCUCGCCUCUAGAUCAUUUCUGGCGACGUUUUGCUCUGAGGCUACUAUGGUCAAAAGACGGUGGACUUUUUGUUAAAAAAGGCAGCGUACGAUUUCAAAGAUAGCAUGAAAAUGCAGAGAUUUGUUUUAGCCGGUCAGCUACUGGCCAAAUAGGCAAUCAUAUGACAUUCCCCUCCAGAAUUUCAUCAGGAAAUGCUUAAAAAUUUUCCUUUACAUGCGGCAGUCUAGAAUGUUUGAGUCUGCGGGUGAAAAUCAACGGAAUAAGUGGCAACUGCCUUCUUCGACGCCGCCGACAAACACGAGGUCAAGGACACUGGCGUUAAUAACUAAUGGUCAAACUCGGUUAAAAAAGGAACCAGGAAACGGCAAACUAUAUCAACUGUCGGCCGUCAGAGUUAACGGGAUCAGAACUUUGCCCGAGAGCACAUAGGGCGUUUCGAAUGUAACUUAAGGCAGUACUCAUGAGUUUUUUUAGCCGGCGCCAACAAGAUUUAGAUGCAGCCACCCCACCCAGGCGUACUGUCAAACUGUCUUGUAUCUCGUAAACAUGGAAACCCCCCAACACCAAGCUAAUGUCAUUGUUAAGAGCUGUUUCUAAUUUAUUAGAUGACGGUAUCAACAGAAGCGACCUCCCCCCCCCCAGUCUAAUGUCAUUGCAUAUGAAAGCACACCUUCCCAAACUGCACAGAUUCUACAAAACCCCGUUUUACUAAAUUUGUGAACCUGCCCGUAUACCCCUAUGUAAUUCCGAUAAAAUAUUAUACCUUAUUGAUAGAAGCAGAUCUUUAUUAUAUCUUCUUUUUCUUUGGCUUAUUUCGCUUUCUAUCACUAACUAUGAAAGUAAGGUGAAUGUACUUUCAAACAUAUUAUUCUCAAAAAAAAACAGUUAACUAUCGACGAAAUGAUUGUAGUUCAGGGGAAUGAAUGCAAUCAUCACACGGUCGAACGUAUUAUAAAUGAGGCCGAUAACCAAAGACGGAGUCUACCUAGACAUAGUAAGUAGGAGCUAUGUGAGCAGAAAUUUCAGGGAGAGGGUGACUAUACUUUAGUUUUGCUGGAGUCAACUAAACAAACUCACGAGCAUUGCUCAGUCGCGAUUCAAGGAAACGCGCAUGCACUCCCAUGCGCUCAAUCAUUCAGUUUUAGAACAGAAGAAUUUCCACCACCAGACACGAGCGAAUAUAAUUUAAAUUCAUAAAGAUGCACGACCUUGGGAAAGGUAAAAUCCUUCAGUCAUAGUGAGCCCUUAUCUUCUCUAGUUUCUAUUCUGUCUUUUGGUAAAGAUCUGCCAAUGCAGCCUCUCAUCAAGUGUGCUUUGCCACUUGAAGACGGUAGAGUCACCUGCCAGAAGUUGUUCUUGGCAGUGAAGAGGUGAAACCUCGAUAAGUACUCUGAUGCCCUGCCAAUACUGAUAAGUAAGAGCCCCUGUGUCAUAGUUUUAAUCUGUGGUAAAACAUUACUUGACUGUUGCAAAAUUUUUUUCUUUAAGCUGGUGUGGUUUAAGUCCUCCUCCUGUGAAUGCAGCCAAUUCGAUAUGCCGAUGUUAAUUCAUCGCCUAAUCUCUCCUGGCCUCAUGGGAUUGAACCCACCUUUAAUUCGAGAUGUAAACUGGUGUACUCUGGGCAGAUUUCCCAAUCCCCUUUAAGUUUGUCAAAAUUAUUUAGGCGCUAUGUGGACGCGCGUAUUUUCCGUCCGAUUGAAUACUGCCUUCCUAGUCUCGCCCGGAUUUUUGAAAGGGAUAUCUGUGCGUUUCCAUCGCUCGCAUGCGUGUGGAGUUCAGACCGCCCGGCUCCCCCUGUGUGAACAAUGGGUGUGUUGUAUUGGAAGCCAGCUCGUGUGCGGCACGCGUAGGUAGACUGUCUAGCCUUGCCAACCACUCGCACCCAAUUCCCGCUCAAACAACGAACUGGUGCGCGGGGGAGGGAAGAGAGAGAGAAAUGUCGACUCCGGCGACUUCGUCUCUACUCCACUCAAAGCAUGUUUCUCGUUAUAAGCAAUAUGAUGUCCCUCUAAACAGUUAUGCUGCGCCAAAGGCCGAGGCAUGGAAGGUUGCCAACUGGUAGGGUAAGGUUUCAGUGGCAUUUCCGCCCCCUCUGACAUGCGGGCCAUCACUUUUUUGUUUAUACGUAAAACUGGUCCAUUUUACGCAACUCAGGCGUGUGUGACACGCGCAGAGGAACCGUUCAGCUUGGUGAGUCACUGCACCGGAUCCCUCCUCCGACCUUCUUGACUCUAUCCUGAGGCGGGUCACAAGUGGAGGGGAAGGGAGUGCACUAGAUUCAGCACAAGUCUCCUACCACCAUAAACUAAUUCCUUAGCCAGGUACCGGUACUGCGCCCGCCCUGCUGAGAAUACUGACAUUCACGGUAGCCAGAGUGUCAUGUGUUCCUAUCACCAGCCGUUUGACUGACGCCGACAGUCAUUUAUUGCAUGCACUUCUCUACGGUGUUAAGAGGAGACCAUAUGAGGUUCAUAAAAUUAAGCAGUGGAUUUGAGCAAUAUUGUUAACUUUGCAAGUCACAUUCGUAAAUGCAGAUACAUGACGUUUCAUGAACGGCCAUUUAACGGUAUUAAAAAAUCGCACAAUUAGAAACUUUUUUAAAACCGAAUUAUACCCUUCUUUCGAGUAUAAAAUCGGAAAAAGACGCGAUUUUCUACCGAAUAAGUGAAAGAAUGAAUAUUUAUAUGCAUGUUUUCCAUGAAAUAUAAUUGAAUUUUCACGGGCAUCAAAAAUCAAUGAAAAAAUUGCAUGCUACAUAAGUAGUCAUUUUUUGCAGAGUAUAGAUCUUGCAUGCAGCCGAAAAUAAGUUCUUUCGAAAGCCGACACCCUGAGGUAACUGGAUCAUUAUAGAUUUAUGCUGCAUCAUGAUUAGUUUUACAACACUACUUAAUUUAUCUUUUCGAAAGGAGAACGCAGUUCGAAAUUUUGGUUGACAUUUCAUGAGUUAGCACAUCUACUGUAAGUCCGGAACGCCUGAAUCAAUGACGACGAGCCAGAAUCAUGGCUUUAAGGGUUUUCAACUGCCUGGGUAACUUAACCCUCAUGGGAAUAUUUUUGGAGUGACAGGGGGAUUGACGGGCUGCACUGGUUGCUUCUCAAUGUGUUAUCUGUGGCGUCCUUAUCCAUGCGAAAGUCGGUCAACCCUUAGCUUGACCUAGCACAUGUGUUUGAGAGCAGGCCGUGUGUGGCACAGGUAGACGAUUUUUUUGGUUUCGUCGGUCGCCCUGGCCUGGUAUUGCAAGUGUAUAAGAGAUAGUCAAGUAAGUGCCUCGCAAGUCUGUUUCACUACAAGCAAAUUUCUGCAAGCCAGUCACUACUGGAUCAACCGCCUGGAAUAACGAUAGACCGCAAAGAACCAACUUUUCUGUGCGCAUUAAGGCAAUAGUAAUGCAGAAAAUAAAAAAAGAAAACGGAAUGGUGGUGUCAUGGCUUGGGAACAAAACUUCCUCGGAACUUCUACUGGUCUCGAUUGCAAACUUGGACCGGCAAAUCAAUUGGUUGAACUUUUGAUGAACAGCUGAUCGGGCUUUCAAUCUCAAGUUUCCAAUGCUCGAUGAUGACGACUAGUCAAAAAAGCACUCCAACCUCCUUGGCCUUUCGAGACAUUUCUUCUGACCUGCAUAGGAGAAAAAUUAGAUUAUUAGAUUAUUUCACUGCUCGAGUACACAGGUGGCAGCCGAUAACAUCACUGUACUGCAGGUUUCUUGGGUUGAAAGGAUGACGAUGAGCAAAUAUCACAGUCAGUGAACUUUCCGGAGACAGGAUAUGACUUUUUCGCGUGGUCCUAUAUUUUGGUAACGCUGGGAUGCUAUCUUAUUGGUCGGGCUAAUUAUUUAGCCGUCUCCUAUUCAUUAUGGAAGCGUUAAAAAUCGAGAUUUAUGCAGGGACAUUGGAAUGACAAUUUCUGGUUUAUACAGUAGAUGUGGUAACUCAUGAAAUGUCAACCAAAAUUUCGAAAUACGUUCUCGUUUAAAAAAGAUAAACUAAGUAGUAUUGUAAAACUGAUCAUGAUGCAGCAUAAAUCUACAAUGAUCCAGUUACCUCAGGGUGUCGGCUUUCAAAAAAACUUAUUUUUGGCUGCAUGCAAGAUCUAUACUCUGCAAAAAAUGACUACUUAAGUAGCAUGUAAUUUUCUCACUGAUUUUCGAUGCCCUUGAAAAUUCAAUUAUAUUUCAUGGAAAACAUGCAUAAAAAUAUUCAUUCUUUUACUUAUUCUGUAAAAAAUCACGUCUUCUUCCAAUUUCAUACUCAAAAACGAGUAUAAGUCGGCUAUAAAAAAGUUUCUAAUUGUGAGAUUUUUUUAAUACCGUUAAAUGGCCGUUCAUGAAACGUCAUGUAUCUGCAUUUACGAAUGUGGCUUGUAAAGUUAACAAUAUUGCAUACAUUUCUCUACGGUAUUAAGAGGAGGCCAUAUGAGGUUUAGAAAAUUAAGCAGUGGAUUUGAGUAAAAGUUAAGAGUGCACCAUAGUCAACUCGCUAACAGAAUUCUUGGAGAAACUUAAAAAAGGAAUCUUCUUCCAGAAGAUGUCAUGAUAUCUCUUAAUGUCACGUCCCUUACUGCUUCAAUUCCCUAGGAUCUGGCAGUCGAAACCGUCAAAACACUCCUGCAGAACAAAUACGAUGAAACGAAAAGUCGCCUGCGAAAUGCUGAAAUCCUUUAACUCCUGAAGUUCUGUUCCUAGACGUACUUCAAGUUCGACGGAACAAUCUACGGGCAGGUGAAAGGCUCAUCGGUGGGUGCAGAGAUUUCGGCUAUUAUAGCUGAGGCGGUACCGCGACGGUUUAAGCCACUGGUCUUCCGACGCCACAAACCGAAAUUCUGGACUCGGUAUUCGGAUGACAUCCUUGUUGUCAUCUAACGGGAUCAGGUGGUAGCAUCCAAGGAAUAUCUCAGCGCCAUCUUUCCGGUCAUAGAAGUUACGAUGGAGAAGGAGGACAACAGUCAGUUAGUUUUCCUUGAUGCUCCCAUCUACCGCAGAAAUCGUGAUGGCCUGAAAACUGUAGUGUCCAUAAACGCAAUCAAUACGACGCAGGUACCGAUCUUAAACGGCCGCCAUCACAUCAGCCACAAAUGUAAUUACGUAAAGACGCUAUGCCGGCGUGUUGAACCGCAUUGCAGCUAAUCUGAAGGCAGUAUCUUUGACGGUUGCAUGGGACGAAUGGUUACCCCACAAAUUUGUCGACCGGUGCUGGCGAGAACGCGACGACAGACAAUAGUCAACCAGCCCCAGAUUUUGGCUGGCACUCUCAUUCGUCUCGGAAGCCGUUAGCCGCCUUCUCACACAACUCGAAGUUAGAGUUGUACAUGAGGCUGCCAUGACAGGAGACACCUUGAGCCGUUUACCAGAUCUGAUGCAGUUGUGGACAAAGCAAUUGUAUCGGAGAAACCGAAUGAUCGUUCCGAACGCGAAUGCGCCAUCAUGCAGCAGCAAUGAGGUGAGAUGGCGCUAGAUCCCAGGUCGCGUCCCAUUCGGUGGGACCCAUCCAUAUCUUUAAGUAAGACUAGGCUGAAGUUUUCGUAGGAGGUGCUUGCGUCAUGGUCCUUCGGCGCGCAUUCAAUUAACAAGCACAGUGACCUCCCAUCUCCAUUUUCUGUGCUGCGAUUUAGACUAAGCAAAAUCAGCAGCCACGCUAGGAGGACGCGGGCGACCGAGAGUUUCUGUGACAGUGAUCCAACCUGCUAAAUAAUCUUUCCGCCAAGAUUUAACAUUUUUGCGACUGCCUUCGAUGUGCGUUUCAAGAGGAAACCCGAGAAUUCAGAUCACUAAAACUCUUGUUCCAGCGAUCGAUCUUCUUCUUCUGAUCUGCUUUCUGCAACUCGCCUAUUCGCUUCUAUCGACGAUGACCAUUUCGGAUCCAGUUGUCAUCGUCGGCACCCCAAAAUCCACUACACUAGAGCGACCCUAAUAUCCGAGUCAUUUCAGGGCACUUUUGUUUUAUCUAUACGAAACCUUAGUUAGCGACCGGUUAUCGUCAAUAUGAAAUAUACAGUCAGCAAUCACGCAAGGGAACCGCGUGGUAAUUCGUAGUUCAUGGUCACUGAAGUGGAAGUGACGGAGUUCCACACAAUCCGAUAAAUUCCGUUAGCAAGUCUGCUCGACCACUCGCUGGAUUUAGAAAAUAAAGAUGGUCCAAGUAGGGCUUGAAGCACACACAGGGAAGUGCAUGUAAACUGACAACUGGAGUAACCGCAGCUGGCGUACGAACACUUCUUCCCCCGCGACACAUUCACCCACUGGGUUAAAAAGUUGAGGAACAUGUAAAUACGUGAUAUUUGUAAAGUCAGCAUACUUGCAUCUACUUGAAUUUUUGGAAAACUUACCAUAUGAUUUCACUCAGGUGGAGCUGCAGAACCAAACCACGGCAGGAAAUCGUCUCUUGUUUAAAUUACGCACUCGCAGAUGAAGCAUCUCUAGGUUUUAGUGAGUUUUUCACUUCACGAAUAAUUUUGGGCUCGAUAUGCCGUUGAAUUUGCUUUAAGGGUUUCAACCGAUGGUUAUACGUUUUCCGAGUACGAAAUAGCAGAGAUUCUUUCGUGCCAUUAAGAUACCAUAUAGAACUCACAAAAUGUCGCAUUAGAUGCAGAUUAAACUGCAUACUUUAUAAGUAGUAUUGAGUAAUAGACAGACAUGACGCUACUUGAGUGGACAUCGCACGGUUUAAAAACCCCAUAAAUGCAAGCUUUUAUAAAAACGUGGUUGACCCUUUCUUUGAGCCUAAAAUUUAAAGAAGACAAUAUUUCAUACUGAACGAGAAUAAAAAAUAUGUUUACUUAGUGUUUUCCGUAAAAUACAAUCGGGGUUUACAACACAGUGGAAAAUAAACUUAAAAAACUAAUUAAGCAGUCAUUUUUACCAAGUGCGCCUUUUGCGGGCGCCUGAAAAGAAGUCCAUUCGAAAGCCGACAUCCCGGCAUGUCGGAAAUAUUCUGCGUUUAUGCCACAAGGCAAUUGUUAUCGCAACUCCACUUAGAUAAUUCUUCCUGGUAGAACAUAUAUUUUAGAAUUACGAUUUACUGUUCAUGAGAUCAGUUACUAGCUGCAAUUUCUGCGGAUAAGGUUGGCCUAUCUUCUAGAAAGUGCAAUUAAAUACAUAGAAGCGCUUAACAUCAGUAGCAAAAUUAUGGUCAUUUGUACUGCGACUUUUACUGAUCUAAAUACCUCACGGGGUUGAAAAAAAUCUGAAUACAAGUCGUCGAGCAGGCAGGUAUGAGACAGUUUGGAGUUAUACUCCAUAAUGAACAGAUUUAAAACCUCAUGAAACUUAUAGUUUCCGGAGAAAAACAUAUUUAUAUAUCCUAGCUAGGUCUCCAUCGUUCAUGGUACCUUUUAUAGAUCCGAUAACUGUAUAAUAUUUUCCGGGGAACAUUUUUUGGAGUGGAAGGACCUGUUUGGUUUAAAAACAAAAAUUAUAUCUAGUCUUCUGAGCACGCUCACUCCUACCGAUCGCAGGGGAGAAAGAUGGCAGACCACGUAACCGCGUGUUCCAAAUUUUCAACUAGAUGUCCUAUUAGUUUAUUCGGUCAGAUGCGGUUAUGUAGCCCCACCUGAAGUGGACAAACUCUAGCCACCUGUAAUACGGGACCGGUGGUAAUAGGAGUUUUUACAGGUAGGGCCGGGAACGCACAGACGAUGAGGUCAAGUAGCUGUAUGCGAAAGAAAAGCUAUUGGGAAUGCGCGGUUGUACUUUGAGUAGUUGAGAAAUCGUUGCCCUAACCCCUAACCAUAACCCCUAGCCCUAACCCCCUAACCCUAGCCCCAACAGCAUUGUGUCCGUCAGGUGAGGCUACAUAACCACACCUUACCGUUUAUUCUUUCACAGCUAAAAAAAUAGGCAGAAAUGCGUUAACCUCCACUGGGGACUAAAUGCGAGGGGAGAAUGAUUCCCGCACUGCUUACAUCUUAAGUGACCUUUAUUUGAAAAUCGCGAAGCGACUGGAGGCACACAGGCAGGCAGUGAGAUAACGAGAUGAAAAUGGGAAUACCGUCUAACAUUGUGCUGGAGGAGACAGGCUUUUCGAAAGGAGUGGUGGUGUGGAGACUACAACGAGGAGAUAAUUGCUAAUUUGAGCAGUAUGCACUGAUGUUUGGCUGCGGAAAGCAUUACCUCCCAGCAGCAGAUAAACCGCAACCCCGCAAGUUGAUCAUAAUUGAUCGUUUUUAGGCCAGGAGGACAAACAUUGCGAAAGCCCAAUAAUUUCAUUAUGUACCAACCUGGAAAUCGAUCAAAAUUGUUCGCUUUCUCGGCCGAUCGAUUCCGCUAGCAGUUAAUCACAAAAGUCCUAUGCAAAUGCUCUACUAGUUAACUAGGGGCUCGAUGGUGAAAACGCCAGGAGGGUUUGUGAGUUUGAUAGUAAACAUCCACGAGACUACGAACUGCCAAAAUCUAUUUGUAGUACUUCCAUCACAAGCUUCAGUUCUGUUUACAAACACCUUUUGUGGGCUUUGCGAAAAAAGACCAAAAUCUCCAGUCUGUCAAUAGGCCUUGGGACUCCUUUGCAGUUUCUGGAAAGUCCUGUUAGUUAUGAAGGAGGUUCGGUCGCCGGAACAGGAAUGUUGCUUACCUAACGUUUCAGCUUCCCCCUCGAAGACAUCAUCGGCGACGCCAAAGGAAAAAACCGGCUUACGAAAUGGACGUGCAGUCUUAUGAAAUACACCUGCUCCCUAACCUCACCCACAAUUGUCUUAGAUGUUCAGACCUGACGCAAUGGUUGCUUGAUCGUCCAAAUUUGGGCAACUUGUUGUCGCUAAUCCACCCCGGGUUUCCGAUUAGUAUAGUAAUUACAGAAUUGCUUGGUCUGUCAGUACCAGAAGGGGAACGCUUAACCCACAUAAUUACGCAUUUUGAUUGGAGGACAAGAUCAAAAUUUCGACCAUCAAAAUCGGCGAUGUCUACCGCGUGCCCCACGAAGCGAGUGCAGCAGCGGCGAUUAGUGCGCAAAUUAGCUUGUUGUAGGGAAGGCUUGCGUAGGAUCUAUCGCACUCUCUCGCCCUCUUGCCUCAUUUACCUUUCUACACGCCCAAUCGAAGUGGGUUACGCGCGGUCUGGUCCCCAAUUGAGAGGCUCGGACAUUCAACAUAGAGCGGACAGACCGACAACAGUUCAACCGUCGUUUCCAACUAUGUGUAUUGUAUGCUACACAGCGAGCUGAGAGCAGGCACGGUGAAUUGCGCAGCAUCUACCACCCUCUCUCUUUCCCGCUUCCCACUUGGACCCGAUGUCAAAACAGAGUCAAGAAGACCGGAGGUGGGGGAGGGUGCGGGUUGAUGGCCCGGUUGAGCCCGCGCCUUGGCAUUCCACUCCACACACCAUUACAGCAGCCUGGUACUUAUCCCUGUCAACCACUGAGCCCGCACUAUCCCCGAUUGUCUCAACAUUGCUUUAUCACCGAAGUAAGGUCGCUGUUGUUGCAACCGCUCCGUUGGGUUGGCGAUGUCGUCGUUGUCGUGUAUGCGUGUGAUAACGUAGCAACUUCAUUCUAUGAAUACCACAACUCUUAGGCUUUUGUUAUUUGAUGCUACUGUCCUCGUUGAUAAUAGGCUUGAGAGAUAAUUCCAGCCAGGCCCUUAGGACGUCCUAUUCAAGCAAUCUUGCCGCAUUUUUCUUGCUUCUAUAAGUUACAGCAAAUUUCCGCCCACUCCUCGAAGUUGAGUGAUGACCCUUCGCAUACUGAUGGUUGAUCUGGUUCAUUACGCAUGCAGCGGGAGCGUGACGAUAUGCUAAUGAGGCACCACUAACACCUCGUGUGUCCUUGGAUGUUUUCUGAGAACACUCCGAUCAAAGGAUCCCCGGGCACAAUACAGCCCGUGCAUGCCAUAACGGAUGGGCUUCUAGCGCAUCGUAGCAAAUGUACACAACAACCCUAACAACCUUAUGAGAUUUGCGUUUACUAAGUCACUUCCACCUUGAAGUUAAGAUGAUUCGAAAGGCUCAGCUACCGUUUUCUGUUGUAUUUUGAUUCAACUUUUGUGAAUGGCUGGGGACGGGGAAAGAUUUAUAUGAAAAGCAGCUUUCAACCGUGAGAUUUGAAGCUCAAACCUAUUGAGUCAGAUCUUAAAAGACAAGCGCAGGCCUUUUUCAUCCCACUCAGAUAUCGCUUCCGGAGGCCACCAUAAGGCGCCAGGUGAUGAGACCAAAAGACCCACUGCCACGGCAAGGAACAUCUGGAGUUCUUUACCGGAUCUGGUGCAGUUGCGGUCAAAGCAACUACGUCGGAGAAACUGGAAGACUGCUCCGAACGUGAAUUGCCGAACACGCGGCAGCGGUGCGGAGAAAUGACGCCAAAUCUCAGACCGCGGCCCAUCCGACGAGACCCGGCCACACACUCAAGUUCGAUGAGGCCGAAAUUCUCGCGAGAGGGGAUAAUUGCGUGGUCCGCAAGUUGCUUGAGUCAUGGUUCACGGGGCCCCAGUCUAUCGACAAGUGCAACGACAUUCCCACUCCAUAGUUCGUGCUGAGGCAAAGGCUGGCCAAAGCAAUUGACCACUCGGGAAGCGCGCAAGCCGGUGAGCCAGACGGCCGAGCAAUCAUCACGCCAGCAUCCAGCACGGGUGAUGAGCUUUCAGCAAUAAACAACUUGCAUGUCGGCCAUUAAGCAAUUAGCACACCAGCGGGCAACAAUUCUUGAUGAAGGCGAGCGCGGUUAAUUACUGUAGAUAUGCGGUAGCAUAGCGACUAUAUCCUAUAGAUACUGCAACUUCCUGUCCACGAAUCACCUAUUUCUAUCACUGUCUUUGAUGACGGGCUCAGGUGUGAAUCCGAAACGUCAGGCAAAUAAAGCUCCUAUUCAAGUGAUAGCUUCAUAUCAAUUAGGUCCUGGAACUCGCACAUUCGCUUGUAUCGGCGAUGAUGAUGGUGAUGGUGAUGAUGAUGAUGAUGGUGGUGGUGGUGGUGGUGAUGAUGAUGAUGAUGAUGAUGAUGAUGAUGAUGAUGAUGAUGAUGAUGAUGAUGAUGAUGAUGAUGAUGAUGAUGAUGAUGAUGAUGAUGAUGAUGAUGAUGAUGAUGAUGAUGAUGAUGAUGAUGAUGAUGAUGAUGAUGAUGAUGAUGAUGAUGAUUGA
Molecule: messenger RNA, 23643 nt
Organism: Spirometra erinaceieuropaei
Lineage: Eukaryota; Metazoa; Platyhelminthes; Cestoda; Diphyllobothriidea; Diphyllobothriidae
Source: the annotation of a GenBank genome assembly